GCGGGCUAAGUUUUUAAGGUGAUUAAAUAAACCAAGAGGACAUGUCCGCUUGGCAUUCGUUUCCCACAUAUCUGAAGUGAGGCUGCAUGCGCUUGGACGCACUCGUGAUUUUUGUUUGACCCUUUGAAAACGACACGGUCACCAGCCUAGUUAUCUGUAAAAACCGUUAGGCUUGUCCAUUAAUACUCUUUGGGCACGUUAACGAUCAUGAUUCUCUCACAGACAUGUGUUUUCAAGAGUAUUCUUCAACAUGGGCGGUGUUUUACAAGGAGUCGAUUUAGUGAAAAAGCGCUCGUUUCCAAGUUUACCUCUGCACCUCUGUCCAGCGGAGCCAUACACCGGGCUCAAUCCAGUUUCACUGGUGGAGUAGAGCGCACCCUCGUAGCGGUGAAGCCUGAUGGAGUUCAACGAAGAUACGUUGGACAAAUUAUUCAGCGCUUUGAGAAACGGGGCUUCAAACUAGUGGGCUUGAAGAUGUUGCAGGCAUCUGACGGUCUCCUGUCUCAGCAUUACCGAGAGCUCGUGAAGAAGCCCUUCUAUCCGAAUCUGGUUGACUACAUGACAUCGGGUCCUGUGGUCGCCAUGGUGUGGGAGGGCCUGAACGUGGUCCAGUCGUCUCGCAGGAUGGUUGGCCCCACCAACCCAGCGGAGGCCCCGGCAGGCACGGUGCGCGGAGACCUCAGCCUCCACGUCAGCCGGAACGUGGUCCAUGCCAGUGACUCUGUUGAGGGUGCUGAGAGGGAGAUCCAGCUGUGGUUUGAAGGCAAAGAGCUGCUCAACUGGGAGUGCUAUGACCAUAGUUUAACCUACAAAGAGGACAAAUAAAGAGGACCAAUGAAAGAGAGAGAUAACGUGAAGCAAGUUGUUAUAACGGUUCAAUGAGAGGGGACAUUUUAGCUCAACCGCUAGUGGUUGAGGCCUCUGCCUUUUUUUGGAUCUACGUUUGUUUAACUUGACGCUGUGAUUUCAGGAUAUUUGUAUUGAUUAUCGCGGUCGAUUUUUUUCAUUGUGGGUUGCCAAUGUUUAUGAUUCAUAUCGCAUUUUACUGUUUUACAGACAUUGAGGCAAUGUACUUGGACUCUCUUAACUCUAUCAACUUUGCCUUAUUAACCGUUUCCACUGUAGAGGUACUGAGCGUGAGCCCCCUCUGCUGACAGAACUUGGCCCAAGUGGGUAAAAAAUAAAUAUGUAAUUGUGUGUAGAAUGGAGCCUGUGACACUAUGCAGCUCUGUUAAAGUCAAUGGGAUAUUUGUAUUCUUUAAAUUAAAAUAAGUAAUUGGAGGCAGUUAAACUGAACAAAUGUAUUCACAAUUUCUGACAUAGUAUUUCUGAAGUGUUCUGUGUUUUGAAAGACAUUUUCACGAGUGCCUUAACUGUAAUAUCUGAGUUUUUAUUUUCUGAAAGUUACUAUCGGUGGACAGUUUAAAAACGAACGUCAUCUGACAAACAUUUAUUGAUAAAGUGUUUACAUGAGAGCUGUUGGGAUUGUAUCAGAAGUUACUUCAUUUACUUCUGAUCACUAUUGCGCUCUUCUACAUUUUCACUUGAUUAAAAGUGCAAUGUUUCCCCCCCA
Messenger RNA from Gadus macrocephalus (Pacific cod), 1573 nucleotides. It is a transcript of the gene nme4, whose product is annotated as NME/NM23 nucleoside diphosphate kinase 4. The record is from RefSeq and is a predicted model, not a curated record. NCBI's taxonomy places the organism in Eukaryota, Metazoa, Chordata, Actinopteri, Gadiformes, Gadidae. Gene Ontology annotation, biological process: UTP biosynthetic process; CTP biosynthetic process; GTP biosynthetic process. Bases 208 to 825 code for a protein of 205 amino acids. Gene Ontology annotation, molecular function: nucleoside diphosphate kinase activity. The transcript has 5 exons.